Molecule: messenger RNA, 2121 nt
Organism: Anarrhichthys ocellatus (wolf-eel)
Lineage: Eukaryota; Metazoa; Chordata; Actinopteri; Perciformes; Anarhichadidae
Gene: mchr2b
Product: melanin concentrating hormone receptor 2b
Exons: 2
Coding region: 259-1299 (346 amino acids)
Biological process (GO): neuropeptide signaling pathway
Cellular component (GO): plasma membrane; neuron projection
Molecular function (GO): neuropeptide binding; G protein-coupled receptor activity
Source: RefSeq, a predicted model, not a curated record
UGGUCUGCCACCAGAGAUAAACAUGUUCCAGGGAGCAUCGUUGCUCAUGCAGUCAGCCUUGAUUCGAUUUGACGUUUUCCUGUUUUAAAUCCUAUCAUCUUUGUUGGGGAAAUCCACGGACGAACUCAAGGAGAGGAUACGUACUCUUGGAGAGUGCGAGAGUUUGCUGCCCAAGUUUGGAGACCGGACGCCAGCUGGAGAGCGCCCGGUGCGCGCGUUAAUUACAACGACACAGGCGAUUAUUGAGAGGAUCUGAAGAUGAAUGACACGGGCACUUUUUGCCAGAAAAACCACACAGAGAACUUGACUGACUUGUCAUGUCUGAAUUCACGUCCCUCGUACAACCACAUCGACAUCACAACUUUCAUGCACAUAUUCCCUUCGAUUUAUGGCAUCCUGUGUUCAGUGGGAGUGUUAGCCAACGGACUGGUCAUCUACGCGGUGAAAUCAUGCAAGAAGAAAAUGGUAUCAGACAUCUACGUGCUGAACUUGGCGAUAGCCGACAUGCUGUUCUUGCUUGUGAUGCCCUUCAACAUUCACCAGCUGGUCAGAGACAGACAGUGGGUUUUCGGAAACUUUAUGUGCAAAGCGGUCGUGGUGGUGGACGUCAGCAACCAGUUCACCACAGUGGGAAUUGUUACUGUGUUGUGCAUUGAUCGGUACAUAGCUGUUGUUCACCCCGCCUCAGAGAAGAGGACCAUCCAGUGGACCAUCAUCAUCAACCUGCUGGUGUGGCUGGGCAGCUUCCUCCUCACAGUCCCCGUCAUGCUGUACGCCAAGGUUGUGCGCAGACGGCAUUUGGAGGUGUGCAUGAUGAACCUGGACGGGCCUGAGGACAUGUACUGGUACACACUCUACCAGUCUAUCCUGGGCUUCAUCAUCCCCCUCAUCAUCAUCAGCACCUUCUACUCACUCACCCUCUACCACGUCUUCAGCUCCAUCCGCCGCGUCAAACGUAAGCAGUCCGUUUGGGCUAAAAGAGCCACCAAGAUGGUCCUCAUGGUUAUCGCCCUGUUCCUGAUCUGCUGGUCGCCCUACCAUGUCAUUCAGGUGGUCAACCUGGCCAACAACACCCCGACAAUUGCAUUCGUCUAUGCCUACCACAUCAGUAUCUGCCUCAGCUACUCCCACAGCUGCAUCAACCCGCUUAUGUUGCUCAUUUUUGCGCAGAGUUACCGCGAGCGUCUUUGCUCCAGGAACACACUGCAAAGCUCCCAGCACUCAUCCAAGGUCACGGUGGUCAAAGUGGAUGGUUGCAGUGUGACCAAUGAUCUCAACUACCGCUCUACUAUCAUCUAAUCGAAGACAUGUCUUUUUUUUUUAAUGUAAAUGUUUUUGCUGCUCGCAAGGAAGUAGUUUGAUGAAUGGCUGAAGUCAUAUUCUGCAACUUUUUCACAUAAAUAAAUUGGAAAUUGAUACCAUACAAAAAAACUGGGUAUGAGGCUUGUGCAGAAAUGUCAACCAUGAGUAAGAAAAGUACAGGUAAUGUCAAAGGUGUUCAACAUAUGCAGUGUAACACUCACUCACUCACUGUCACCUAUAGUCAUUCCUAUUAAAGCUGAGCUAUAUCGUUCUGUGCAGGAUGAACCUCCAUGUCACACACUUGCCUGAUGACAUGCACUCACAUGUGUAAAACUACACUCAUGAUGAUAAUAAUAAUUACAUAUUACUCAUUGUUAUUUAUGGUGAUAUUAUUAUUAUUACCGUAUUAUAUGUGUUUAUCUACCUAGUGCUUUCCACUCCUUUGUUGUUACAAUAACUGUUGUUGUUGUUGUUAUUAUUUAUUUAUUUGUAUUAGUUUUUAUCUUAAUUUUUAGUCCUCCUACAACAAGGCACAUAAUCAUUUCCCAGACGGACCUGGUACCCGGUCCAUCCCUGUCCCGUUAUUACGAUGAAAGAUGGUCUAUUUAUAAAAAAUAUGCAUGUUAUAUUGUUUUGAAAAGAAGGAGUCUUCAGCUUUCAGAAUCGAUGUCCAAACUAUGUUUUAUUAGGAAGUAUUUUAACAAUAGAGUCGCACAAAUUCAACCGUUGUAAAUAUACAAGCAAGUGGCGUUCAGAAGAUCUGGGAUACAUGUUCGUCUACAAUGACAUUCGUGGUAUCCCUGGAAACAUCGAUACACA